Messenger RNA from Symbiodinium natans, 293 nucleotides. The record is from the annotation of a GenBank genome assembly. NCBI's taxonomy places the organism in Eukaryota, Dinophyceae, Suessiales, Symbiodiniaceae.
GCAGUAUCUGCAGCCCUGCGCGCACCUCGAUGGUCGUGUUGCGGAGGUGUGCGCCUCCCUCUCAUCGGCGCUUCGCCGUGAGCGGGGCUCCGCAAAGGCUCCCUCACGACAGGCCUCACCACAGAAGCAAGUGGGAUCCAAGACAGGCCCCGCGGCUCCAGUUCAGGCGCCAGCGGCGAGUGUAGAUGAGGUCCUCGUAAGCUUCCGAGCAACGGCGGAGGCGAUGAAACUCAACGGCAUCUACAGGCGUCGGACCGAUGUCCAGGCGAAUGGGAAGCCUGUGUACUGCAACG